Messenger RNA from Anopheles arabiensis, 4302 nucleotides. RefSeq names its product hypoxia up-regulated protein 1 (gene Grp170). Gene Ontology annotation, molecular function: ATP-dependent protein folding chaperone; ATP binding. Gene Ontology annotation, cellular component: endoplasmic reticulum chaperone complex. The coding region runs from base 422 to 3349 and encodes 975 amino acids. Gene Ontology annotation, biological process: cellular response to hypoxia; negative regulation of hypoxia-induced intrinsic apoptotic signaling pathway; endoplasmic reticulum unfolded protein response. The transcript is spliced from 4 exons. The record is from RefSeq and is a predicted model, not a curated record. NCBI's taxonomy places the organism in Eukaryota, Metazoa, Arthropoda, Insecta, Diptera, Culicidae.
UCGCUUAUUUUGAAUGCGGCGCCCGAAGGGUAAAAAGGGUAGCAAACUGUUUUCGCUAAACCGCUGUGCUGGAAUCCGCACACGCACACUGACAACGUAAACAACAACUCGGCAAUGCCGUCAAGGAAGGACCACGUCAGUGAAAACGAACGGUGAAUAUUUUUUUUUGUGUGCCUGUCGCUGUUGCAGCAGUGUCGCUCACGGGUGUACCGGUGUGCGAUUUUGAAGCUUGAGGUCCGUACGUGCCACAACGCGCUCUCGUCUCAUUGAACAAAACGCACCGCAGCCAGGUGGCAGCUUCUUGGCAGUAUCGGAGUGGAAUCGAUUUACGUACGUGUGUGUGUAGGUUAGCAUUUUGCCGAAGCGCUCUAACCCUGGACAAACAAUUGCUGUGCGGGGCGGGGUGAAAAGAAGGGUAGCCAUGGGUACACGUCACUGGUUGCCGUCGGAUGGGAGGAUGCUGCUGAUCGUGCUGCCGAUGGUGGUGGCCCUGUUCGCGACGCUUGCCAACAGUGCCGCCGUCAUGUCGGUGGAUCUCGGCAGCGAGUGGAUGAAGGUCGGUGUCGUAUCCCCCGGCGUCCCGAUGGAGAUCGCGCUGAACAAGGAGUCGAAGCGGAAAACGCCGACCACCAUCGCGUUCCGGAACGGGGACCGCGUGUUUGGCGAGGACGCCCAGACGCUGGGCGUUCGGUUUCCCUCGAACAGCUUCGGCUACCUGACCGAUCUGCUCGGCAAAACGGUCGACAAUCCGAUGGUGGAUCUGUACCGCAAACGCUUCCCAUACUACGACAUCGUGGCCGAUCCGGUCCGGCGCACGGUCGUGUUCCGGUCGGGCGAGGAACAGUACAUGAUCGAGGAGCUGAUCGCGCAGCUGCUGCAGGUGGCAAAGAGCUACGCGGAGGACAGCACCGGCCAGCUGAUUACGGAGUGUGUGCUCAUUGUGCCCGGGUUUUAUGGGCAGGCGGAACGGACGGCGCUGGUGGCGGCCGCCCGGCUGGCGAACCUGAAGGUGCUGCAGCUGAUCAACGACUACACGGCGGUGGCGCUCAACUACGGCAUCUUCCGGCGGAAGGAAAUCAACGAAACGGCCCAGUACUUCCUGUUCUACGAUAUGGGUGCGUACAAAACGUCCGCCGCGGUCGUCAGCUACCAGCUGGUGAAGGAUAAGGCGACGCGCGAAACGCACCCGGUCGUGCAGGUGCUCGGCGUCGGGUACGACCGGACGCUCGGCGGGCUGGAGAUGCAGGUGCGGCUGCGUGACUACCUGGGCCGUGAGUUCAACAAGAUGGGCAAGACGAAGACGGACGUGUUCACCAAUCCGCGUGCGAUGGCGAAGCUGUUCAAGGAGGCGGGCCGGCUGAAGAACGUGCUGAGCGCCAACACGGAACACUACGCGCAGAUCGAGGGCCUGCUGGACGAGCAGGACUUCCGGCUGCUGGUGAAGCGCGAACAGUUCGAGGAGCUCUGCAAGGAUCUGUACGAGCGGGUGACGGCUCCGCUCGACAAGGCGCUGGCCGUGUCCGGUUUGGCGCUGGACGUCAUCAACCAGGUGGUACUGUUCGGGGGUAAUACGCGCGUGCCGAAGGUGCAGGACAUACUGCGCACCCACAUCGGGCAGGAGCUGGCGAAGAACCUGAACGCGGACGAGGCCGCCUGCAUGGGGGCGGUGUACCGGGCGGCCGAUCUGGCCACCGGCUUCAAGGUGAAGAAGUUCAUCACGAAGGACGCGGUCCUGUUCCCGAUCCAGGUCGUGUUCGACCGGGAGGGCGAGAGCGGGGCGACGCGCCAGGUGCGCCGCACGCUUUUCGGCUCGAUGAACUCGUACCCGCAGAAGAAGGUGAUCACGUUCAACAAGCACACGGACGACUUUGAGUUUACCGUGCAGUACGCGGAGCUGGAUGCGGUGCUGAAGGGUGACACGGAAACGCUCGGCUCGCCCGAUCUGGCCCGCGUGCAGCUGAGCGAGGUGGCCAAGCGGCUGAAGGCGAGUGUGGCGGAGAAUGUGGAGUCGAAGGGCAUCAAGGCGCACUUCCUGCUGGACGAUUCGGGCAUCUUCUCGCUGGCCAACGUCGAGCUGGUGCUGGAAAAGACGGUCACCAAGGAGGAGGAGGACGAGGACGAAAGCACGUUCCAGAAGAUUGGCAACACGAUCAGCAAACUGUUCUCGGGCGACAGCGCGGACAAGCCGGCGGAAGAGAAACCACCGACCGAGGGCGGCGCGGAAGCGAAGGACGAGGAAGAGCCGGCCAGUGGAAAGGAGGGAAAAGAGUCGGCGGAGGAGGAGCAGCAGCAGCAGCAGGAGGAGGGCAAGAAGCAAUCCGCAAAGGACAAAGAGGCUGACGGUGGAGCGAAGGACGCCAAGCCGGAAGCGGGUGAGCCGGCGGAUAAAAAGGCAGCGGACGAAGGCACGGAAGCGAAGAAUGCCACCGUGAAACCAAAGAUUGUCACGCUCAAAGAGCCGAUCCCGUCGAAGGUGGAGCUCGCGUACGUGGUGCCGCUCGACGGCGAGCUGUUCGAUGCGUCGGCCAAGCGGCUGUCCGCGCUGGACGAGGUGGACAAGGCGAAGCAGCGCCGCGAGACGGCGCUGAACGCGCUGGAAAGCUACGUGAUCGAUGCGCAGGUGAAGCUGGACGAGCAGGAGUACGCGUCGUGCGCGACCGAGACCGAGAUCGAGACGAUCCGCAAACGGUGCGGCGAAAUUUCCGAAUGGCUGUACGAGGACGGGUCCGACGCGGAUGCGGAAACGUACGAAACCAAGCUGGAGGAGCUGCGGGGCGUCGCGAACGAGGUGUACGCCCGCCACUGGGAGCACCAGGAGCGGCCGAUCGCGCUGAACGCGCUGAAGCAGAUGAUCAACGGUUCGGAAGGGUUCCUGCGCAGCGCGCGCAACCUCACCAAGGACACCAACCCGGAAAAGGACGUGUUCACCGCGGUGGAGAUUGAAACGCUCGAGAAGGCGAUCCGCAGCACGAUCGAGUGGCGCGAUACGGAGGUGGCCGAGCAGGAGAAGCUCGCCCGCAACGCGCCGGUACGGCUGACGGUGAAGGACAUUACCGAUCGCAUGGGUCUGCUCGACCGCGAGGUGAAGUAUCUGGUGAACAAGCUGAAGCUGUGGCGCCCGAAGGUGAAACCGACACCGCCACCGAAGCCGGAAAAAACAACCGCCGGCAAGAAGGAGGGCGAGCAGAAGGAGGAAGCACCGUCCAGCGAGGAGCAGCCCGGCUCGGAACCGGUGCUGGAGCAGACACCCGAAAAGGAUGCGGACGAAACGGAAGAGGGCGCCGCGAUCGAUCCGACCGCAACGCAGCAGGACCGUACAGGCGAGAGCGGCGAUCAUACGGAGCUGUAGAGACAACAGCGCAAUAGGGGGAACGGGUGUAGGAUUGAUAGCACAAUUCGGACACACUGGUUUAGCACUCAUCUCACCGAAGCACCCGUCACAGCUUCAUUUCAGCUCACCUUCCCAUAGAGCCCAUAUGUAUUCACAGUUUCUGAACACACAGACACACACCCAACAAACAAAAACGCAACAGAAGAUAAAACUCCACACGCCUUCCCUCCGUUCCCGAUCCCGAAAUUUGCGCGGCAAGACAGAAGAUUUGGUUGCUGUCCGCGGUACUGACUCCCUUACCCCUCUGUAUUUAUUUUCAUUCAUUAGCAAAAAGUGUGCGCCGUAGUAGAGAGCGCAGAGAAGAAAUGCACCGUAGGGCUGCUCAACUAUGACGACUAUGAAAACCAUUCCUUUGCGUUUGCUUAUGACGAGGAGAGAUGUGUGCGAGAGAAAGACAUUUAGAAACAGGAGGAUGUGAAAGGGAGUUUCUAAAAUCCAAACUGGUGAUUAGACCCUGGUGUAGUAGUUAAUAGAGAAAAAAAAGUUCAUACCCGUAAGAGAAGGCCACGACACACAGACACUCGCGCUGAUACCGGUCGAGAACUAGGAACUGACAUUGCAUUGAACUGAAUCAAAACCGACGACGGUUUGAGCGCCUUGUAGGCAAUAGGUGUAACAGUGGUUUAACGCUGCGAAAAGGAAAGAGAUGUGGUCGCUUGUUUUGAUUUCGUCUUUCGGUUGGUGCAAUCUUUUACGGCCUACACAAAGAGGCAAACUUAGUACUACUACUACUACUACAACUACUAGCAGGAGCAGAAGGAAUAGGAAAAAAACAACAGCACAGAACAGAACAGAACCCUUACAUUAAGCGCACGCUGCACGCGGACGUAGGGUAGCGUGAAAACUGAACGUUAGCCGGACAAUUGGUGAUAAAGUAUAGCGAACUUAAGGAUCGUACGGUAAACGUCAAG